Messenger RNA from Microcebus murinus (gray mouse lemur), 3288 nucleotides. The record is from RefSeq and is a predicted model, not a curated record. Lineage: Eukaryota; Metazoa; Chordata; Mammalia; Primates; Cheirogaleidae.
UCCAGCCCGCCCGCCGGGCUCUCCAGUCGCACAGGCGAGAGCCCGCGGUGUCCCCUGCGCGGUCCGCCUGCUGGGGCCCCGCUCCUACCUGUGGAGCCCGGCGGGCGCCCCCUCCUCGCGCCUAUCCCUGCCCGUCCUUCGGGAACCUCCCGUCCAGCUACCCGCGUCUCGGACAGGUGUGUCGCCAAGACCCCAGGGAAGGGCGCCAGGCUCGAAGCUGGUGACAUGUAGGCGUCCCCGGUCCGGCCUCGGAACCUGGGCGCCCUUCUACCCGGAAAGUUUGGGGCUGCGCGCCAUGGCCAAGAGCAGCUCCCUGAGCGUCCGCGUGGUGGAGGGCCGGGCACUGCCCGCCAAGGACGUGUCCGGGAGCAGUGACCCCUACUGCCUGGUGAAGGUGGACGACGAGGUGGUGGCCAGGACCGCGACCGUCUGGCGCAGCCUGAGCCCCUUCUGGGGGGAGGAGUACACCGUGCACCUGCCUCUGGAUUUCCACCACGUGGCCUUCUACGUGCUGGACGAGGACACCGUGGGGCACGACGACGUCAUCGGCAAGAUCUCGCUCAGCAGGGAGGCCAUCGCAGCCGACCCCCGAGGGAUCGACAGCUGGGUCAACCUGAGCCGCGUGGACCGGGACGCGGAGGUGCAGGGCGAGGUCCGCCUGUCGGUGCAGGUGCUGGAGGACGCCCGGGGUCGCUGCCUCCGCUGCCACGUGCUCCAGGCGAGGGACCUGGCCCCCCGAGACAUCUCCGGCACGUCUGACCCGUUUGCACGCGUGUUUUGGGGCAGCCAGAGCCUGGAGACCUCGACCAUCAAGAAGACGCGGUUCCCACACUGGGACGAGGUGCUGGAGCUGCGGGAGGUGCCCGGUGCCCCGUCCCCACUGCGGGUGGAGCUCUGGGACUGGGACAUGGUGGGCAAGAACGACUUCCUGGGCAUGACGGGAAAACUGACACUCGGAGAGGUCAAGCGGCUUUCUCAGGUCCUACGACUAAGAAAGAGCAGAGCCGGGAUGUGCGUCCAGGUGGAGUUCUCCCCGAGGACGCUGCGCCACCGGCCGCCCGACGGCUGGUUCCGCCUGCUGCCCUUUCCCGGCGCCGAGGAGGAUUCUGGGGGGAACCUGGGUGCCCUGCGGCUGAAGGUGCGCCUGAUCGAAGACCGCGUCCUGCCCUCCCAGUACUACCAGCCCCUCCUGGAGCUGCUCAUGGGUGCUGUGCUGGGGCCGGCGGAGGAGGACACUGCUAGCCCCCUGGCUGUGCUGGAGGAGCUGACCUCGGGGGACUGCCGCCAGGACCUCGCCACCAAGCUGGUGAAGCUCUUCCUUGGCCGGGGCCUCACCGGGCCCUUCCUGGACUAUCUCACCCGGCGCGAGGUGGCUCGGACCACCGACCACAACACCCUCUUCCGGUCUAACUCCCUGGCUUCCAAGUCGAUGGAGCAGUUUAUGAAGCUCGUGGGCAUGCCCUACCUGCACGAGGUCCUGAAGCCGGUGAUCAGCCGCGUCUUCGAGGAGAAGAAGUACAUGGAGCUGGACCCGUGCAAGAUGGACCUGGGCCGCGCCAGGAGGAUCUCCUUCAAGGGCGCGCCCUCAGAGGAGCAGCUGCGGGAGACCAGCCUGGGGCUGCUGACGGGCUACCUGGGGGCCAUCGUGGACGCCAUCGUGGGCUCCGUGGGGCGCUGCCCGCUGGCCAUGCGCCUCGCCUUCAGGCAGCUGCGCCGGCGCGUGCAGGAGCGCUUCCCCCAGGCCGAGCGCCAGGACGUGAAGUACCUGGCAAUAAGCGGCUUUCUCUUCUUGCGAUUCUUCGCACCUGCCAUCCUCACCCCGAAGCUGUUUGACCUCCGGGACCACCAUGCGGACCCUCAGACCAGCCGCUCCCUGCUGCUGCUUGCCAAGGCUGUGCAGAGCAUCGGAAACCUGGGCCAGCAGCUGGGCCAGGGCAAGGAGCUGUGGAUGGCCCCCCUGCACCCCUUCCUGCUGCAGAGCAUCUCCCGCGUGCGGGACUUCCUGGACCGGCUGGUGGACGUGGAUGGGGAUGAGGAGGCGGGCGCCCCAGCCAGGGCCCUGGUGCCGCCCUCGGCGACGCUCCGCGAAGGCUACCUGCUCAAGCGCAAGGAGGAGCCUGCCAGCCUGGCCCCGCGCUUCGCCUUCAAGAAGCGCUACUUCUGGCUCAGCGGGGAGACGCUCUCCUAUGCCAAGGGUCCCGAGUGGCAGGCGCGCACCUGCUUCCCGGUGUCGCACAUCCGCGCCGUGGAGCGCGUGGACGAGGGCGCCUUCCAGCUGCCCCACGUGAUGCAGGUGGUGACGCAGGACGGCGCGGGGCCGCCGCACACCACCUACCUCCAGUGCAAGAAUGUGAACGAGCUCAGCCAAUGGCUGUCGGCCCUGCGCAAGGCCAGCGCCCCCAACCCCGACAGACUGGCCUCCUGCCACCCCGGUGCCUUCCGCAGCGCCCGCUGGACCUGCUGUCUCCAGGCCGAGCGCUCGGCUGCCGGCUGCAGCCGAACACACUCGGCCGUCACCCUGGGGGACUGGAGUGACCCGCUAGACCCGGACGCCGAGGCCCAGAUGGUGUACAGGCAGCUGCUUCUGGGGCGCGACCAGCUCAGGAUGCAAGCCCUGGGGGAUGCCAGCGCGGCCAUGACUCUGGAGGCUGACACGGGGAGGGGCUCCAGUGCCCCGGAAGGAGCCUGUCCUGACGUCCUGGCCCGGCAGAGGGCAGCGGCUGCCCGCCUGCUGGAGGUGCUGGCAGACCUGGACCAGGCCCACGAAGACUUCCAGCUGCAGGAGCAAGGGAGGGCGGCCCCAGGCCACCGUAGGCCCUGAGCCAGUGCGGAGCCGCCUGGAAGGAGGAGCAAGGAGCCGUGGGGCCCUCCUCAGCCUGCCCUGGCCCCGUAGUCUCCUCGUGGCUGUCCUGUACCUCUUUGAUGCCUUGAAGGCUCCUGAGACAUGCAUAGUCGUGCGCGCCCCGCGUCCAGAAUUCAGGGCACUGAAUUCCCUCGGGCAGGGGCCAGCCUUGCCUUGAGAUUCACGCUCUGAGUCAGACUGGAGUGGACAGGAUAAGGAACCUGACUUAUGUGCUGAGCCUGGGGACUCUGCCUCCCUGGACUAGCUUCUACAUACACCAGUGAGGCUAGCCUGGCCCUGAGCUGCUGGACACAGCUGUACCUGAACUCCUAAUGCCCAUGUGGCCUCGUUGCCCCAGACAGGCACAAAAUGGGCUCAGCCUUUCCUGUUCUCAUGUCUGCUAAUCCCUGUAACCUCACUGAUCCUUCUGUACCCUGUCCUUCACG